Molecule: messenger RNA, 396 nt
Organism: Lycium ferocissimum
Lineage: Eukaryota; Viridiplantae; Streptophyta; Magnoliopsida; Solanales; Solanaceae
Exons: 2
Coding region: 1-396 (131 amino acids)
Source: RefSeq, a predicted model, not a curated record
AUGUGGAUGGAGGUUCUUAAAGAUUAUAGUAUUACCAUCUUGUAUCAUCGUGGAAAGGCAAAUAUGGUAGCAGAUGCCUUGAGUAAGAAAUCAGCUACUCCGGGUAGUUUGGAUAGCUUUAUUGCGUCUGAGCGUUCAUUGGCGAUUAAUUUUGUUGUUCGUCUUCCGAAGACCUUGGCCUAUGAGCUGGCUUUGCCUCCAGGUUUGUCAGGUGUUCAUCCAGUGUUUCAUGUCUUUAUGUUGAAGAGAUAUCAUGAUGAUUGUUCAUUUAUCAUUCGUUGGGAUUUUGUCUUAUGGGAUGAGAAUUUGUCUUAUGAGGAAGAGCCUAUUGCUAUUUUAGAUAGAGAGGUUCGUAAGCUGAGGUCGAAAGAGAUAGCGUCAGUGAAGGUUCAGUGA